UGUGUCGUUAAAGCGUGCAAAAUCCAAUUCCAACUCUGGGUCUUGUGGGGAGGCUAUUUUUAAUGACACUUUGCUUACCCGGAAGACCUUGGGAAGUUAAUAUCAAAAGUUUGAAGGAGAUAAGAGGUACCUAAUGGAGCGUACGCUUUGGGGACAUCUACCCUUGUUAGUAAGAGCCAACUCCAAAGAAUCGGUGGAAUAUAUUCUUCAAACCCUUUGGAGAACCUGGAAGACUGGUCUGGACGCAGAUGACCGUCGACUCAUCUGCCAAAUGCUUCAGCUCCAAAACGAGUCCGACCUUGACCCGCUUCUAGUAUGUCUCCGCAUGUUAAUGCGUAAAUGUGUUUAUGAGAACAUCAGCAAAGAUGAUAUUCAAAAGCUGUUUCCUAGUGAGGUUCUUCCUGAAUUACAAAGACUGUUGACACUUUUGCUGCAAAAGUUUCAAAGAGAAUGGCGUGCAGAUGUACACAUGGAUAAGGUUUCUUUGCCACGCUUAAAGACAAUGACUUGGAAUUUGGCAACUCAGGACAGUGAAGUGAGGGAACCGGUGGCUGUUAUCAAUUUGAAGCUUCAAAAUGAUAUGCAGUGUCCACAAGAGUCGGAUUUGUCAUUCCAAUUAGCCAAAGAAACACUGGAUACAAUGCUGAAGUCUGUGUACAGUAUAAGAGAUCAGUUGUCGAAUAUGGGUGAGACAUAAAAUGGACUUUUCUGCCUGGAAAUCAAUGCAAUGUAAUUUACCGUUGGCACACAUAAAAUAGUGCAGGCAAACUACUUCCCUCAAAAUCAACUGUUCUCUAGAAUUUACUCUGUUUUUCAUCUUUAUGAACAUUGCUUUUUAAAAAAAAAAAAAACCUGCGUAUGUGAAGAAAGCAGCGGAUCAUGUUGCGUUGACUUUUCAUUUUCCCCUAAAGUAUCCUUGUCCAACAUUCGUAUGUCAUAGGUAUACAGAUGUUGGUAUGAGUGUAUGAUUCUUCAAAUAUGUGGAAAAACUUGGAACAAGAAUUUUGAGGA
This is a messenger RNA of Gossypium raimondii (Peruvian cotton), 1011 nucleotides long. RefSeq lists its product as uncharacterized. The transcript is spliced from 5 exons. The record is from RefSeq and is a predicted model, not a curated record. The coding region runs from base 134 to 697 and encodes 187 amino acids. Lineage: Eukaryota; Viridiplantae; Streptophyta; Magnoliopsida; Malvales; Malvaceae.